Messenger RNA from Antechinus flavipes (yellow-footed antechinus), 3917 nucleotides. RefSeq names its product protein kinase cAMP-dependent type II regulatory subunit beta (gene PRKAR2B). The transcript is spliced from 11 exons. The record is from RefSeq and is a predicted model, not a curated record. Bases 180 to 1424 code for a protein of 414 amino acids. Gene Ontology annotation, biological process: regulation of protein phosphorylation. Gene Ontology annotation, cellular component: cAMP-dependent protein kinase complex. Gene Ontology annotation, molecular function: cAMP-dependent protein kinase regulator activity. NCBI's taxonomy places the organism in Eukaryota, Metazoa, Chordata, Mammalia, Dasyuromorphia, Dasyuridae.
AGGUGCUCAGUGGUCGGCCCUCACCUGCCUGCGGCUAGCUCUGUUGCCUCGGCUCUGGGCGCGCAGCCGGCGCCUGGCCUCAGUCCGAGGCUGCCAGCUGCCAUAGUCGCCCCGGGGAAGGACGCGGUGCCCGUGGAGUCCCGCUGCCCCCAGCGGCGGGGGCCAAGGCGGCCAGCGCAAUGAGCAGCAUCGAGAUCCCCGCGGGGCUCACGGAGCUGCUGCAGAGCUUCACGGUAGAGGUGCUGAGGCACCAGCCCGGGGACCUGCUGGAGUUCGCCCUGCAGCACUUCACCCGCCUUCAGCAGGAGAACCGGCAUAAGGGAGGCCCUGGCGCUGGUGACCUAGCUGGAGCUACUGGGGGCGGCACCCCCAGCCGAGGGGUUAACUUUGCAGAAGAGCCAGUGCAAACCGAGCCCGAGAACGGGGAGGAGGAGGACGAAGAGGAGGAAUCCGGGGACGCAGGAGCAUUCAAUGCUCCUGUGAUAAACCGGUUUACUAGACGUGCAUCAGUAUGUGCAGAAGCUUACAAUCCAGAUGAAGAAGAAGAUGAUGCAGAAUCCAGGAUUAUACACCCGAAGACAGAUGAUCAAAGAAAUAGGUUGCAGGAGGCUUGCAAAGACAUCCUUCUUUUUAAGAACCUAGAUCCGGAGCAGAUGUCUCAAGUACUAGAUGCCAUGUUUGAAAAGCUGGUAAAAGAAGGAGAGCAUGUAAUUGAUCAAGGGGAUGAUGGUGACAACUUUUAUGUAAUUGACAGGGGCACCUAUGAUAUUUAUGUAAAAUGUGAUGGUGUUGGAAGAUGUGUUGGUAACUAUGAUAAUCGUGGAAGCUUUGGUGAAUUGGCCUUAAUGUACAAUACACCCAGAGCAGCUACAAUCACUGCUACCUCUCCUGGUGCUCUUUGGGGUUUGGACAGGGUAACCUUCCGGAGGAUAAUUGUAAAAAACAAUGCCAAAAAAAGAAAAAUGUAUGAAAGUUUUAUCGAGUCACUCCCAUUUCUUAAAUCUCUAGAAGUCGCAGAACGUCUGAAAGUGGUUGAUGUGAUAGGCACCAAAGUAUACAAAGAUGGAGAACAGAUUAUUGCUCAGGGAGAUUCAGCUGAUUCUUUUUUCAUUAUAGAAUCUGGAGAAGUGAAAAUAUCUAUGAAAAGGAAGAAUAAACAGGAAGUCGAAGAGAAUGGUGCCAUUGAAAUUGCCCGAUAUUCCAGAGGGCAGUAUUUUGGAGAGCUCGCCCUGGUAACAAACAAGCCCCGAGCAGCUUCAGCUCAUGCCAUUGGAACUGUCAAAUGUUUAGCCAUGGACGUACAAGCAUUUGAAAGGCUUUUGGGACCCUGCAUGGAAAUUAUGAAAAGGAACAUUGCAAACUAUGAAGAACAGUUAGUUGCUUUAUUUGGAACAAAUAUGGACAUUGUUGAUUCCACAGCAUGAAGGAUAAAUAUCAUUUGACAAGAGCUAAUAUCACAGAACAGCACAGUAGUGGUUGUCCACUGAAAACAUGUCUAUAUUUGUUGUAGAUGCCGAGCAUUUCCUAUGAUUUCAAAUUUUAUUUUGCUUUUUUUACAUAACACUAUAAUGUAUCAGUAAACAAAAUAGUGAUUUCAUAGAUAAUAGAUUUUAUCUACAAUUCAGAAAGAAUGGAUUUUAAGAAAUCAUUAUGUUGGUUAAAUUAGUUUCUACAAAAUUAUUAAGAUUUGCUGAAAAGUUUGUUAUAAUGAUAGUGGCAUCUUAGAAAUAUUAGUGCAUACAAAGUUAGUAAAAUAUUCAUAGUUCUGGGGAUAUAAAAAUGGGUUCAUUCUGGUGGAUUCAAAUUAUUAUGCCUAAGUCAAAAAGAAACUUGGAAGCUGAAAUACUUAUAAAGCAUGACAUUACAUUCUUUUUAAAAAGCCUAUGUAUGAUGUGUCUGUUUUCAUCCUUUUUAUUUUCUGGCUUGAUGCAGCAUAAAACUUCACAUGCAGUGUUAAGGCCUAAUAUAUUUUUGCAAUAAAUUACAUUUUGCCUAAUUUGGCAUAGUGUCAAUAACAUUCCACUGGUUUAAGAACUGGUAAUCCAAACAUUUUUUAGUAAGGAAAAAAAAAGCCUUUUUUAGAUGACAAGUAAUUGUCACAUUUUUUCUAAGCAAUCUUUUUCUUCCUUCCUUUUUGUUUUAUAAUUUACAAUUCCUACUAUUUUUCACUUUUUAAAAAAAUUUAAGUCUUGUUUUAGACUUUAAUGUCCAGCUUUUCACAGCAGAUUUUGGUCAUUUUUUAUUUCUAUCAAAUUUCUAAUCAAAUAAUUCCAAAUUUCUAGAUCACAAAAUAACUAUUGGUAUGAUCCAUAGUAAUAAAUAAAUACUAAAUAAAGUCACAGUUUGAGACCUAUUGGUAAAAGAGAAGAAAACUCUCUUGAACUUUAAACUUAUAUAUUAAAAGUAACAUUUUGUGUUCUAGAUCCCAGUAAUCUUUUAGUCACUGUAAAAUAUUUCCUAUAGCAAAAUUAAUCUGAGGUCAGUCUACUCUAAUAAAGAAUUAUUAUUUCUAUAUCCUUAGGCUAGGUUUACCUAAGAUGAAUCUUUCCAACAUAUAAACCAAAAUGAUUCUUUCUUCUCUUAGAUUAACUAUGGUUUCUGUCUAUAAUGUAAUAUGACAGAGAAGAACUUUAUCAAUUAAUAGCUAGUCACAAGGUUCUUGUCAGAAAAAACUAACAUCAGGAUGGCAGAAUUAAAAUUAUGAAAAACAACAACAAAGGAGUAAGAAUGAGAACAAAAACAUUAAAUGUGUGAAACUGGUUUGUAAGCUUAGCCCCAGCUCUCCAUAUAUAUCAUUAUGCCACCACUUUAUUUUGUUUUGGUAAGGGCACUUACUUAAACAAUGAGCUAAAUAUAAAUCAUUAAUUUAUUACCAAAAGUAAAGGAAUAUUAUUCUUGUUUAAUGUUUCUACUGUUCUAAUUUGGAAAGAAGUUAGUUUGUAGGAUAUUAGGUUUAGAGUUGAAAGGGAUUUAAAGAUCACACAAAGAGGGAAAGUAAGCCUUAGAGAGGUCAAGUGAUUUGCCAAAGUCUCAUAAGUUGUUAACUGACAAAGGUAGCAUUCAAAUUCAGAUUCUUUGGAGCAGCUAGAGAGUGCAGUGGAUAGAGUGCUGACUCUGAAGUCAGGAGGACCUGAGUUCAUAUCCAGCAUCAGAGGCUUAAUACUUCCUAGCAGUGUGACCCUGGGCAAGUUAUUUGACUCCAACUGCCUCAGCCAAAAAAAAAAAAAAAAAAAAAAAUUCAGAUUCUUUGACCAGAACUUGAUCUACUUCACAAAAUGUGCCCUCUUCACUUUAGUAAGAAAUGUCUUUGUCGUAUCAUUCAUUAACAAUAUUCAUCUUAACAAGCCAUGUGUUUGCACUAAGAUUAAAAAUAAAUGAAUGUUUUUUUUUUUUUUCCUGGAAACAAGUUUUUAACUUCGAUGUAGAUGAGGUUAAAUAUUCUUUAUUUGCCAUGUUCUGUUUGGAAAAUUUUUUCAUCCCCAUUUGAAUAUGAAACUGGUUAGAAAACAAUGUACCUAUCUGAAGUUGUAUAUAAAACAUAAUUAAAGUAUAACUUCAGCCAAAUUUUAAAUGUAUUAACUUUUUUUAUACAUGCUACCUUGUAGGGGAAAAAAAUGUUACAUGAUGACAAUUUGUUAGCCUUUGUAUUUCAGAUUUUAUUUUAAAAUGCUGUGUCUUAUAUAAGGAAAAAAACACUAAUUAACCAGAAUUUUCAGUUCCUCAUUCUGUAUGCUUACUUCCAAAUAAGUUAUCAGUUCUCUUGCACUAGUUUAUUGUUAAUUAUUCAUAGAAUAAUUUUAAAAAUACAUGUACAACAAAGAAUUCUGAUCAAGGUUGUAAAUGCCAGUCACAAUAUUUUCAGUAUUGUUGGUUAUAUUUAAAGUUUCCUUAUAAUAAAUCACUUUUAUAAUAAAUUA